GGAGUUAGGGGUUGUACGCACAUGGCAAGGACAAGGAGACCAAUGCAAACGAAAAAAACGGAGGCGCGAAUACAUACUUUUAUUUAUUUUUUGUACAUUUGGAAUAUUAUUAUUUUUUUUAAAAAUUAAUCACAGGAACAUUAUUCUUCUUCUAGUUCUAAUCAUAGCCAUUUCAUUAUUUUUCAAUUUCUCCUUAACUAAAGAACUCAUUUUUAUUUGGCCAUUUGUGUUUUUUCUGUCCUUUUUUUUUGGUGAAAUUAUCCAUUGCUCAUCCAUUUUCUAUCCAGCCAGAAUUAUCCGAAAUUUCAUUGGAAUUUUCUUUCUUUCUCUAUUUUGGGAGCAAUUGAUCAAGCCUUUUUUCCCAUCAAUUCAUAUUCUUUUUUGAAUAUAGAAGGAGGAGGAGGAAGUAAUAAAUGGCUAGCUGCCCUUUGUGAUUUAUGUUUUCUGGUGUUUUGUAAAGGCUGGAGAUGUCUAUGCGACAGGAGAAUUCUGAUGGAACUGCUACUUGCCUGCAAGAUUUAUUAUUUCCAGAUAAACACAGUUGGACCAGGAAGGAUCGGCACAAGUUUUCUGGUCCACAACGAAAACUGGAGAAGCUGCUGAGUCAAUCAGGCAAUAAGAUUUGUGCAGAUUGUGGAUCACCAGAUCCAAAAUGGGUGUCCUUAAGUCAUGGAGUAUUUAUUUGUAUCAAGUGUUCUGGUGUUCAUAGAAGCCUUGGAGUACACAUAUCAAAGGUUCUAUCAGUCAAGCUAGAUGAAUGGACAGACGAACAAGUGAAUAAUUUCAUUGAUUUGGGUGGCAAUACAGCAGCAAACAGGAAGUAUGAAGCUUGCCUUCCAGAUGAAUACAGAAAACCAAAGCCAGAUGCCUCUAUAGAGGAGCGAUCUGAAUUCAUUAGGAGAAAAUAUGAACAACUACAAUUUUUGAACACUAAUGAUCACAUGAUCUGCCCUUGUCGGCCCCAAAGAACUUCAUCAUCUUCCCAAGAGAGGAAGCUCUUUGACAAGCAAGCAACGAGACAGCGUAUUGGGAAUGCAUUCCGUAACAGCUGGGGAAGAAAAGAUUCUGAGUGCAAGAACUCAAAAAAGAGCACCUCUAUGGCAGGUAUGGUUGAAUUUAUUGGACUAAUCAAGGUUAAUGUGGUAAGAGGAACCAAUCUAGCUGUACGGGAUGUAGUAACUAGUGACCCAUAUGUCAUCCUUGCACUGGGCCACCAAUCUGUGAAAACACGGGUCAUAAAGAACAACUUGAAUCCAGUUUGGAAUGAGAGUCUAAUGUUGUCGAUCCCAGAAGAUAUUCCUCCUCUAAAAUUGCUUGUCUAUGAUAAAGAUACAUUUUCCACUGAUGACUUCAUGGGUGAAGCUGAGAUAGACAUUCAACCUCUGGUUGCUGCUGCCAAAGCCUACGAAACUUCUACAAUCACUGAGCCAAUGCAGCUUGGCAAGUGGGUAGCUAGCAAGGAUAACACUCUAUUGAAAGAUGGUGUCAUCACCUUAGUAGAUGGGAUAGUAAAACAAGACAUAAGCCUCAGGCUACAAAAUGUCGAGAGGGGGGUGCUAGAGAUCGAGCUAGAAUGCGUUCCUCUUACUCAAUAGUUAAACCAGAUACACAAUUUCCAUCAACUGGAAGAUGCAUAAUAGGAAAAAAUGUUUAGCUUGCUGCUAUUCUUGUAUAUUGCUAUACAAUCCUUGUUUACAAGGAGUCUUAGAAAUUUCAUUGACGAUUUUGUGGAUAGUUUGUAAAAUUUUCUAGUUACUGAACACAAUUCAAAAUGUUAAUCAGGUUGAGCAGCCCUAAUACACUAAAAUUGCUGGUUUGCUCACGACUCUGUUAUUAUAAACAUUGUAGUCAGCCUUGUUUACUGAACCUUGUUCCUGACAGAAAAAUCAUUAUUUAGUUCA
Hevea brasiliensis (rubber tree) is the source of this 1901-nucleotide messenger RNA. Its product is annotated as probable ADP-ribosylation factor GTPase-activating protein AGD11. The transcript has 11 exons. The record is from RefSeq and is a predicted model, not a curated record. NCBI's taxonomy places the organism in Eukaryota, Viridiplantae, Streptophyta, Magnoliopsida, Malpighiales, Euphorbiaceae. The coding region runs from base 468 to 1595 and encodes 375 amino acids. Gene Ontology annotation, molecular function: phospholipid binding; GTPase activator activity.